AAUUUCAAAGAUGUCUGCUAUCAGCCGUAGACUUUGUCUUAAACAUUUUCAAACUUCAUACAACGUUGGAAAACGCUUUAUAAGUUCAGAAGGAACAAUGAAAAACAUUAUUACUGAACGUAUGGGAAGCGUUUUUCUUGUAUCAAUCAACCGUCCCGAUAAAAGAAACUGCGUUAAUCCAGAAGCGGCUGAUGAAUUGUCAACAGCUUUCCGACAAUUUGAAAAAGACGAUACAUUAUCCGUCGCAGUGCUGUAUGGAAAGGGUGGCAACUUUUGCGCUGGCUAUGAUCUAAAAUCUUUAUCUAAAGUUGACGAAUCAUUUCAGUUGCCAGACCAUGAAAGUGGCUAUGGGCCACUGGGACCAACAAGGAUGCUCUUUAAAAAGCCUGUAAUUGCUGCUGUCUCUGGUUAUGCAGUAGCUGGAGGAUUGGAACUAAGUUUAAUGUGCGAUAUGAGAAUCGCGGAUGAAACGGCUAUUUUUGGAGUUUUCUGUCGGCGAUUUGGUGUUCCCCUAAUUGACGGAGGAACUGUACGAUUGCCAAAGCUAAUUGGAUUAUCAAGAGCUAUGGAUAUGAUAUUAACUGGACGGCCGAUAGAUGCUAAAGAAGCUUUAAGUUUUGGUCUUGCCAAUAGAGUGGUACCUGUAGGUACUGCAGUUGGUGAAGCAGUAAAAAUCGCUCAACAAAUCAGCAAAUUCCCUUCAAAGUGUAUGAAAGCCGAUAGAACCAGCGCUUAUUACACUACAUAUGCCGCUCGCGACUUUAGAGAUGCCGUAACAUACGAAUGGGAUCAUUCCGUUGGUGUAGUACUUGAGGAAUCUGUUAAAGGAGCUCAAAAUUUCGUCAGUGGUGAAGGUCGUAAGGGAAAUUUCGAUUUGAAAGAAUCAAAAUUAUAG
Molecule: messenger RNA, 895 nt
Organism: Dimorphilus gyrociliatus
Lineage: Eukaryota; Metazoa; Annelida; Polychaeta; Dinophilidae
Source: the annotation of a GenBank genome assembly